Molecule: messenger RNA, 3120 nt
Organism: Chelonus insularis
Lineage: Eukaryota; Metazoa; Arthropoda; Insecta; Hymenoptera; Braconidae
Gene: Cht7
Product: chitinase 7
Exons: 16
Coding region: 120-3053 (977 amino acids)
Biological process (GO): chitin catabolic process; carbohydrate metabolic process
Cellular component (GO): extracellular region
Molecular function (GO): chitinase activity; chitin binding
Source: RefSeq, a predicted model, not a curated record
UGGUUGAUUAUUGUGUAACUUUGACAGUUUUUUUUUCUAAACAAUCUAUUACAAAAUAGCAUAAGGAAAGUCUUUGUUAUUAUUUUUGGAGGAAACAAGGCUCAACAACUUGCGUAAAAAUGGUGUCGUCUACAACAACGAAGACGGCGUUUAUAUGCUUCGCUUUACUCCUUCUCCUCGUCCAAGUCAUGAAUCACGCGGAAGGUGCGAGAAAACGAUUUCGCAGACCAACGACAUCGGCGCCUUCUUUAACAAGCGACCAAGAAGUUUCGGCCAGCGUCAACAGAUUCAAAGUGACGAGAAAUCGUUUGGGCACAAAGAACACGAGGAACGAGCUUCAACCAAGCAGUGACAGUCCUGGCAGCAAGUCAAAUGAUUACAAGGUCGUUUGUUACUAUACCAAUUGGUCGCAAUAUCGAACGAAAAUUGGUAAAUUCAUGCCUGAAGACAUCCAACCCGACCUUUGUACUCACAUAAUUUAUGCAUUCGGUUGGUUGAAGAAAAACAAGCUCACAAGUUUCGAGUCAAAUGAUGAAACUAAAGAUGGUAAAAUUGGCCUGUACGAACGUAUAGGGAAUUUGAAGAAGGCAAACCCAUCGUUAAAAAUUCUUCUUGCGAUUGGAGGGUGGUCUUUUGGUACUCAAAAAUUCAAAGACAUGACGGCAACUAGAUAUGCACGACAGACUUUUAUUUACAGCGCCAUUCCCUACCUUCGUGAUCGGGGAUUCGAUGGACUUGAUAUUGAUUGGGAGUACCCCAAGGGUGGUGACGAUAAAAAGAACUAUGUUCUACUGUUGAAAGAACUGCGGGAAGCUUUUGAAGCAGAGGCUCAGGAGCGGAAGAAGCCUCGACUGUUGUUAACCGCAGCUGUGCCAGUUGGACCGGACAACGUGAAAAGCGGAUAUGAUGUACCGGCAGUAGCGAGCUACCUGGACUUUAUAAACCUAAUGGCCUACGAUUUCCAUGGAAAAUGGGAGCGAGAAACUGGACACAAUGCACCAUUAUAUGCAUCUUCGUUGGAUUCUGAGUGGCAGAAACAACUAAGUGUUGACAAUGCUGCUUCAAUGUGGGUUAGACUAGGUGCACCUAAGGAAAAGAUGAUUAUUGGCAUGCCAACGUACGGAAGAUCAUUUACCCUCUCUAAUCGUGACAAUUUCCGGGUUCAUGCUCCUGCUAGUGGUGGUGGUAAAGCUGGUGAAUAUACCAAAGAAUCAGGAUUCUUAGCUUAUUAUGAGAUUUGUGAGAUGCUGCAAAAUGGAGCAGCAUAUAUAUGGGAUGAUGAAAUGAAAGUUCCAUAUCUUGUGCACGGAGAUCAAUGGGUAGGCUUUGAUGAUGAAAGAUCCAUCCGUGGAAAAAUGCAUUGGUUGAAAAAUAAAGGAUACGGUGGUGCAAUGGUGUGGACGGUUGAUAUGGAUGACUUUAAUGGAACAGCUUGCGGUGGUAACGUUAGGUAUCCUUUGAUUGGUGCUAUGAGAGAAGAGCUGAGAGGAAUAUCACGAGGCAAUAAUGCUAAAGAUGUUGACUGGAGUACUGUAGCAGCUACAGUUAGUGAAGUUGUCAUUAAGAAGCCAGAACCUUAUAAAAUAGCUGUAUCAGAAGUUUUAAGUAAAGCUAAAAAAUUAACUAAACCCAGCACACAAUUAGUCAUCAACACACCUUCUCAAGAACGAGAAGCUCAGGCCAUUUGUUAUUUAACUAGCUGGUCUCACAAACGCCCAGGCGCUGGAAGAUUUAUGCCAGAAGACAUUGAUCCCUUCCUCUGCACCCACGUUGUCUACGCAUUCGCAACCCUGAAAGAUCACUUGCUGACAGAAAACACCGAGAAAGACGCUGAGAUGUAUGAGCGUUUAAUAGCCCUUCGUGAGAAAAAUCCGGACAUUAAGAUACUUUUGGCAAUCGGAGGUUGGGCAUUUGGUUCGAAACCCUUCAAAGAACUCACCAGCAACACAUUCCGCAUGAAUCAAUUUGUUUACGAGGCCAUCGAAUUUUUGCGAGAAUACAAAUUUAAUGGACUCGAUGUCGACUGGGAAUAUCCACGAGGAGCUGAUGAUAGAGCUGCUUAUGUGAAUCUUCUAAAGGAGCUUAGAUUGGCCUUCGAAGGAGAAGCCAAAGACUCUGGGCAACCUAAAUUGAUUCUUUCAGCGGCAGUUCCAGCAAGUUUUGAAGCUAUUGCCGCUGGUUAUGACGUUCCUGAAAUAUCCAAGUACUUGGACUUUAUAAAUGUGAUGACAUAUGACUUCCAUGGACAAUGGGAGAGACAGGUUGGACACAACAGUCCUCUCUUCCCCUUGGAAAGUGCUACAAGUUACCAAAAGAAGCUCACAGUGGACUAUAGUGCUCGUGAGUGGGUAAAACAAGGAGCACCGAAAGAAAAACUGAUGAUAGGAAUGCCUACGUACGGUCGAUCUUUCACGCUAGUAGACAAGGACAAGUUUGACAUUGGUGCACCAGCUUCAGGGGGUGGAGUUCCUGGUAACUUUACUAACGAGUCGGGUUUUCUCUCGUACUACGAGGUUUGUAGUUUUUUGAACGAGGACAAUACGACCCUUGUGUGGGACAGUGAGCAGCAGGUGCCGUUUGCAUAUAGAGAUAACCAGUGGGUUGGAUUUGACGACGAGAGGAGUCUCGUGAAUAAGAUGAAUUGGCUGAAGGAGGAGGGCUUUGGUGGUAUCAUGAUUUGGUCAGUGGAUAUGGAUGACUUUAAAGGAACUUGCGGAGCUGGCAAAUAUCCUUUGAUUAAGACGAUGAAAAAAGAACUCAAGAAUUACUCAGUCAAGCUCGAAUAUGACGGUCCUUAUGAAACUAGUGCUCGUAGCGGGAAAUAUACCACCAAAGAUCCUAAUGAAGUAACUUGUGAUGAAGAGGAUAAUCACAUUUCCUACCACCCAGAUAAGAACGAUUGCACAAUGUACUAUAUGUGCGAAGGAGAACGCAAACAUCACAUGCCUUGUCCAGUGAAUUUGGUGUUCAAUCCAAACGAAAAUGUUUGCGACUGGCCUGAAAAUGUAGAAGGAUGUCUUCAACAUACCCAGGCACCACCUCCCUCAAAAUAAAUCUCAUACUUGGUACUAGCCGUCCAAGUUUGUAUAAAAACAAAAAACGAAUAGGAUAAAAAAAAAA